CAAGAUGGCGGAUUGCUUGAAGCUUAUGUCGGAUCCAUCAACUAGCGUUAGAUUUGGCCUGAAUUCUUCAUAACAAAUGCACUCCUAUAGAUUUUCGAGAGGUGUUCGUGCUGUCGGAAUUCGCAAGUCUUCAGGGAGGUGACACCUAAGGCAAUACAGUGGAGGUUUGCGGGUUUGAAGUGGACGGGACACGAUUUUGAAAGUUGUAUCGACAAAACUGUAUGCAUCGAAAUUUGGAUGGGAUCUAGAUGGUAGUUCAACAGUUACUGGACGAGCCUCCCCUCGUACAAGCGUGCUUCCACGGCGAUGCUACCGAAUUACGGACGUUGAUAAGCCGAAACGAGGAUGUAAAUCGCCAAGAUGAAGAGAAGAGGACAGCCUUACAUGCUGCAGCAUAUUGUGGAGAGAGUGACUGCAUUAGCAUUCUUAUUGCUCAUGGAGCAAGAGUAAACACUAAAGACAGUAAAUGGAUGACCCCUCUCCAUCGUGCCUGUGCCUCUGGAAGUGUGGAGUGUGUCAGGGCGUUGAUCAAUAGUGCAGGGGAUGUCAACGCAAGAGACAGAAACUGGCGGAUUCCUCUGCAUGUUGCUGCUAGCAACAAUCAUGUGCGAUGUGCAGAGGUUCUUAUUCCUCACCUACAAAAUGUGAAUGUGACGGACAGAGCUGGGAGGACAAGCUUACACCACGCAGCAUUCAACGGCCAUGUUGGGAUGGCACAACUUCUGAUAACCAAAGGAGCCCACUUGAAUGCUGGUGAUAGGAAGGACAGAAAGCCAUUGCAUUGGGCUGCACACAUGGGACGCAUAGAGUGUGUAGAAGUUUUGGUUAAAUCUGGAGCUGAAAUUGACUGCAAAGACAAAAAGCAUUACACACCUCUCCAUGCUGCAGCAGCUGGGGGACAGUUAACCACACUGAAACAGCUGUUAGGACAUGGAGCAUCAGUGGAUGCCCCAAACUUGAAUGGUAACACACCGCUUCACAUUGCGUGUCUCAAUGGACAAGACAUUGUCAUAAGUGAACUGAUGAGCUAUGGUGCUUCUGUGAAUGCCACUAACAAGAAAGGCAUGACUCCAUUACACUAUGCAGCAGUGUCAGGGCAAGGUGAUGUUUGUCUUGAACUGCUCCUGAAUGAUGGAGCCAGUCCUAACUUACAGUGCAAGAAUGGAAGGACUCCACUUCAUUAUGCUGCUCUCUAUGGGCGCUGCUCCAGAGCUCAAACUCUUCUCCAACAAGGUUGCUAUGUAGAUGCAACAGAUAUCAGAGGAAACACUCCUUUACAUAUCACUGCAUUACAUGGUCAAGAAUUAUUACUAAGUGUGCUGUUGGCCAGUGGAGCAAACCACACAAGGCGAGGAUCAUUUGGAAUGUUACCUCUUCACAUGGCAAGCUUAGGUGGUUUCACAGACUGUUGUAGAAAGCUGAUAUCAUAUGGUAAUGAUGUGAAUGCAAGAGAUGAUAAUGAUCACACUUGUCUUCAUGCUGCUGCUUGCAGUGGAAAUGUUGAAUGCUUAGGACUUCUUUUGCACAAUGGUACUAAUCACACUGCUUUAGACAAGUUAGGCAGAACUGCCCUUCACUAUGCAGCUGGUCAUGUACAAUACUUUUGUGUUAAAUCACUGGUAGCUACGGGCUGCAGUGUAAAUCAAGUGGACACAAGAGGCUGCACUCCUCUGCACUAUGCAGCAGCAGCAGAUGAGGAGGCCAAGUGUGUGGAAAACUUACUACGAAAUGGAGCCAAUGCAAGUAAAAGAGACAAACAAGGUUACAGUCCAGUACACUACGCUGCUGCCAGAGGACAUAAACUGACACUAGAAAUGUUGUUAGAUGUAGCUGCAACAGAUCUUCUUAAUAAAAGUUCUGGUUCCCCAGCAACCACCCCACUUCAUUUGGUGGCCUACCAUGGUCAUUACCAGGCUCUUCAGGUGCUCCUUGAGUCUUUCUUGGACAUUGAUAUAAGAGAUCAUAAUGGUCACACUCCCCUUUACCUUUCUUCUUUUCAAGGACACGCCGAAUGUGUAGAAUGCCUUUUAGAACACAAUGCCAAAGUAUUAGUGUAUGAUAAAAUAACAAAGAGUACGCCUCUGCAUGCAGCAGCUUACAAUGGACAUACCGAUUGCUUGAGACUUCUACUCCAAUACAGUAACCCAGAGAAUGCUUUAGAUUGCGCUGAUGCAGAUUUAAGAACACCCUUAAUGGCUGCUGUGGGGAAUGGUUUUGUGGAUUGUGCAAAUCUUUUGCUCGGUGAAGGAGCCAAUCUUUUAGCUUUGGAUGUAAAUCAACGUAGUGCUCUUCACAGAGUUGCCGCUAAUGGUCAUGAUGAGUGCGCUGAAUCUCUUUUACGCAGAGAAGCAGAUGCACUUUGUAGAGAUUGCAACGGCCGCACACCUCUUCACUUCGCAGCAGCUUGUGGUCACGUUGGUAUUCUAAAUGGUCUUCUGCAGGUUGCAGGUAGUGGUGUACACAUGGAUAAUCACGGUUAUACACCUCUUCACUGGGCUUGUUUUAACGGUCAUGAUACAUGUGUGGAUUUAUUGUUAGAGGGUGACCAUUCGAGAGUAUUUGAUGGGAACCAGUUUACGCCAUUACACUGUGCGGUUGUAAAUGAUUAUGAAUCAUGUGCAGAAAUGUUACUUGACACAUUGGGCGACGAGAUAGUUAACUUGUGCGAUAAAAAAGACAGAACUCCUGUUCAUGCUGCGGCUUUUAACGACCAAGUAGACUGCCUGCAGCUUCUGCUAGCAAGGGGAGGGAACGUAGAUUCAGUGGAUCAAAGCGGAAGAACACCUCUCGUAAUGGCCGCUGACAAUGGUCAUGCUGGUUCAGUCGAAUACCUAGUAGGGGACGGUGGAGCAGACGUUAAUAUAGUUGAUCAAAGUAAAAACACAGCGUUGCAUGUGUCGUGCCGUCAGGGCAACACUGCUUGCGCUUUAUUGAUUCUGGACAAAAUGGAGGACUUGCAUCUCAGCCUCGCUAACUCUGCUCUCCAAACACCCUUACACUUAUCCGCAAGAAAUGGCUUAGUUCCUGUUGUACAGGAGCUCAUAACAAGAGGGGCGAAUUUACUAGCCGAAGAUGAGGACGGACAUAAUCCUGCCCUCGCUUGUGCACCCAACACACAAGUAGCCGACUGCUUGGCCCUUAUCCUGGCAGCCAUGAUACCCAACUUGGGAUCUCCGAGGGCAACCUCGGAGCGUCUGGAGGAGACAGACGACCACUCAGACGACGACUUAUUAGAUUUUGUGACGCCCUCAAGCAGUGCUACGGUGUGACGGAGACAACUCAUCGGCGUAUUUUUAUUAUAAUUCUAGGAACAAACAUUUUAUAUUUCAAUUUGUCUGAAAGAGUUCAGCCCUGAUUGGGAGGUACAAAUUUCACGGGUGAAGGAAAUUGUUACCGUGCUUUUUCCAAUUCCGUUUUCAAAUUACAGCUGUCCCUUGCAGCCACAAGAACAAGGUAUUUGUCAAAUAUAAUAUCGCUUCAACAGCAAUUUACAGUAUCGCACAAAGGUUUCUUACCAAAGGUGACGUAUCCUGAUGGCGAGAAGCAGCGUGAUACGUCUUGAAUUUACCGCCAUUUCCGUUUCCAUUUUUUUCUUAGGUAUUACAAUAAGUACUGUAUAUUCAGCGAGAAAAAGCCGUUAUGAAAUUUGCCAGUCGUAGUUUGGAUGGAGCUACAGACGUGAGACCUUAGUCUUUAUUACAUAAAUUCGUUUAGUGAUUCACACAGAAGUCUAUAGCGAGUUCAACGAAAUUGUUCGCUCUCUUGUAAAACCCUUUUUUACCUUCUGGAAAACGUCUUUUUUUUCUUUACUCUCAAGUCUCACAUAUGCAGCAUGUGCAGCUCAAUCGAAUUCAAGCCAUGAAAAUCGUUGCAAAAGAUUUGAAAGAUGGCAUUUAAUAAGUAAGGAUGAAAUAAUAUGCAGUAUUUAUGCACGAAGGGAGAUCCCUAUCCAGUCCAAACUUUAAUGCCCAUUCACGCCAAAGCCUAAACCUAUUUUGUAGCUGUAAUGUUAAACAUGGCUUUUAGUUGUUGUUGUUGUUUUUUUUUUCCAUAAAAGCUGCCUAAACCGAUCUUUGUUGCCUUCAAAUUUAGCACAUUGAAAACUAUGGUAAUUUCAGUUUCACAGUCGUCUCCUUUGGAGGCUGACUAAACGCGCUUUGCUGGUGUGAAUGGGGUAUAAGUCCAGAUUUUCCUGAAAAGAAUCUCCAUUCGAACUGAUUACUUUACACAUUCAAUUGAGAAUUGCUUCACUGUGUCAGCUUUUAAAUGCUUGUUUUGUUUAAGUUGUAAUGGCUAUCAAAAUUGCCCAUUCCAGGCCAGUUUCAUUUGAUAUUUUUGUUUUGUGCUUUGCAUCGGGUUAAGGUAUGUAAUGUACAGAUAUUUAAAAUUAUCUUGAACAGAACCGAAGCAAUUUCUUAGUGUAUUUUUUAAACUCAUCACCUCGGUAUCAAUUGUAUCAUAUUUCUGACAUCGUUUUGAUUAAGAAUGGUUU
Molecule: messenger RNA, 4492 nt
Organism: Pocillopora verrucosa
Lineage: Eukaryota; Metazoa; Cnidaria; Anthozoa; Scleractinia; Pocilloporidae
Product: serine/threonine-protein phosphatase 6 regulatory ankyrin repeat subunit A
Molecular function (GO): protein binding
Source: RefSeq, a predicted model, not a curated record